This is a messenger RNA of Anolis carolinensis (green anole), 10178 nucleotides long. It is a transcript of the gene rmdn3, whose product is annotated as regulator of microtubule dynamics 3. Gene Ontology annotation, molecular function: microtubule binding. The record is from RefSeq and is a predicted model, not a curated record. Gene Ontology annotation, cellular component: mitochondrion; mitotic spindle pole; spindle microtubule. The coding region runs from base 3039 to 4457 and encodes 472 amino acids. The transcript has 13 exons. Lineage: Eukaryota; Metazoa; Chordata; Lepidosauria; Squamata; Anolidae.
CGAGGGGUUCCUCCCUUCGUGCCAGGGCCGGGCAAGAGCUCCUUAAAAGUACCCGUCUCUGUGGCGCAUGAGACAGCCUGGGCUUGGGGAGGGAGGGAAGGAGAGCCGCCGCUCGCAGAAGUACACAAAGCCUUAUUUUGUGUCUCCUUGACAGUACAGUCUGAGGCCCCUCCUCCCUCCCGCGCCUGUCUGUGGCCUAGGAAAUGCGCUGUCAUGGCCAGAAAAGGGGCUUGGCCCAGUUUUCAAAGCGUCUGGGCUGGACUUGGCAGAGCCUCGAGGCCCCUUUCGAGCUGGCGUGGUCGCCCUUGGACGAAGAAGACUCCCCUCAGCCCUGCCUCAAAGUGUCAAAAAGGCAGACUCACACUUGGGGGGCGGGGAGUGCACUUGCAUUGUGGGACUAAUGCAGUUUGACACCGCUUUAACUGCCAUGGCUCAGUGCUUUAGAAUAGUGGUUUUCAACCUGUGGGUCUCCAGGUGUUUUGGCCCACAACUCCCAGUAAUCACAGCCAGCUGUUGGGAUUUCUGGAGUUAAAGGCCAAAGCAUUUGGGGACCCAUAGGUUGUGAACCCCUGCUUUAGAAAGUUUGUGGUGGGUCCAGCACUCUUUGGCUGAGAAGGCUGAAGACCUUGCAGAACUACAGCUCCACUCGUGGUCAUAGCAUUGAGCCAUGGAGGUUAAAGCCUGUCAAACUGCAUUAAUUCAACUCUGUUACUCCUUUCCACCUGCUGCCAAGAAGGCUGUUCAGAUCCUGAACUGGUGCUUGGCAGUUGUGACAACCUGGAUAAGGGUGAACAAGUUGAAAUUCAAUCCAGACAAGACAGAGGUACAGUCCUGGUCAGUUGCAAGGCCGAACAGGGUAUAGGGUUACAGCCUGUGUUGGAUGGGUUUACACUCCCCCUGAAGACAUAGGUUCACAGCUUGGGAGUGAUCCUGGACUCAUUGCUGAGCCUGGUACCCCAGGUUUUGGUGGUGGCCAGGGAAGCCUUCACACAAUUAAAGGUGUGCACCAGCUGCACCCAUACCUUGUGACAUGGCCACCAUGUUCCGUGUUCCACGCUCUUGUUAAAUCUCAAAUAGACUACUGCAAUGCACUCUACGUGGAGUUACCUUUGAAAACUGUUUGGAAGAUUCAAGUCGUCCAAUGGGUGGCAGCCAGGUUGAUCACUGGAGCGGCGCACAGGGAGCAAGCAUACAACCCCCCUGCUCCACUGGCUGAUGAUUUGCUACCGGGAACAAUUCAAAGUGCUGGCUUUCGCCUAUAAAUUUCUAAACUGCUCUGGUCCAUCUCCAAACGCAUCUUCCUUUAUGAGCCAACUAGAGCAUUAUGAUCGGCUGAGGAAGUCCUACUCUCAGUCCCACUGCCCUCGCAGGCAUGACUGGUGGGGAUGAGAGACAGGUACUUCUCGGUGGUGCCCUCUCAGCUGUGGAACUCCCCAGCAAGAUUAGAUUGGCCCCCUCUCUCCUGGAAACAAUUUAAAACGUGGAUUUUCAAGCAAGCACUCGGAGAGUGAGAUGAAGUAGUCUAAUGAUACCUUGGGAUUUGCAAUGUCUAAUGUUCUAUGUUUUUGUCUGUGUCUGAUGUUUACAGUUUUAUGGUUUUAAUCUAUUGUUAUAUGCUAUUUUAGAUAUGUUGUGUAUUUUAUAUUUUAUGUGAGGCAUUGAAUUUUGCCAUUUACUCUGCUAUGAACAGCUUUGAAUCCCUCCAGGGGUGAGAAAAGUAGUAUAUAAAUAAAUAAAUUCUACAAUAAAGAUCAGGGAUGGACAAACUUUGGCCCUCCAGGUGUUUAGGACCAACUCCCACAAAUCCUAAGUUUGCCCAUGCCUCGUGUAGAUGCACCCUGGGAAGCAACUGUGGUGAUUCAUCUUGCAGGAGUGUGUUGAGGGCUAACAAUAUGAAUAUGCCAAAAGGAAAUCUUGACUUGCCAUUUUGAAACAAACCACUGUACUGGACAUCAAGAGCCCAUUGUAAUAAAAGGGAACAGAUGUAUUUACAUGUAAAUGGGUUAACUGCCACUGAACAGCAAUGUAUAUGAACAGCAAAAGAAAUCUAAAAUUUGAAAUUUAGCCUAGGUUGAUUUUAUGGGUGCAUAUCUUUUAACAUUGUUCUAAUGUUGAUGGCAUUGGCAUUCUGCUUUAUUAAGGCAGUGUCAGUGAAAUUGUCUGGCUUGUCGCUGAUACCUUACUUGUCCAGGAAGGAUUUCAGAGCUUGUAUCUGGGUUUUUGUCCAGGUCUUACAUGAGCCCAAGAUGCAUAGCUGAAGCACUGGAACUUCAUUAUCUAUUUUCAACACAUUCAAUGGACUGAGAUGUUAUCUGAAAUCAUAUUUUGUUUUAAUGAUAGUAAUACUUUUUACAGAGUGAAAUCCAUUUUUUCUGAAGGUUAGUAAGAGAUUGCUUCUGGUAUCAAAAAUCAGAAUUUCCCCCUACAUUGUUUGCAUAAUUUUUAGAAGCAAUUGUGUCUAACACUAGUCAUGAGGAAUUACAAGUUGUGUCGUUUAGCAAUGUUGUUUUUUUUUAAAAAAAAUACUUAGAAGAAGGUUGCCAUUAUUUUAGGCUUAUGGGCCUGAAGUAUUUUGAGGUAAAUAUUAUAGGCCUGUUUUUGAUAUUCUUUUGUUUUUGUGAAAUUUUAUUCUUUUUCAACUAAGCAAAUAAUUGUUAUCAGGAGUCAAGUCAGAAAUGUAUGCUACAUUUCUUAGUUUAGAAUAUUUUAGAAGUAUCUCAUGUAGCAAAGAACAGAAAGUUGAAUUGUAAAGCAACUUAAAAAAAUAGACCUAAGUAAAGAUUUUAUACUUUCUUACAUCUAUUAUGAUUCAGCUGUUCCUUCUUUAUAUAUCACUCUGUUUGGAUAGAUAAAGGAUAUGAGAUCACUUUGUUUCCUCCAUCUAUUGAAGCUUUAUACUGUAUAACUGUGCUGUCCUACCUGCAAGACCUGAGCAGAGCUGUUAAUUAUCAGGAUUAAAUUGAGGUCCCUCAUUCAUAGGGUUGCCGUAUUUCAAAGCCAACUUGACAACAAAUAACAACUGGACGACUAUAUGCAUCAUGUCCAAAAUGGGAGCUUUGCGUGUAGGACUUGGUGUGGUCUUGGGAGCAGCUGCAGGAAUAGGUCUCUUCUACUAUUUUUACAAGCAGAAGAGAAAAAAGCCCUGGCAUAAAGGCAAACCAAGACCUGUGGAUUUACAGAGUCAGCACAAUGCACUGGAACCUCAGGAACACACAGAACGUCUGCAGCCUUAUAAUCAGGUUCCAUUGAUGAGAACAGGACCAGUGGGAGGUGGUGAUAAUAUCCCAUAUGCACCUCUUUUAACACGUGAAGAACAAGCUGAAGUGCUGAACCGCCUGGACUUCCUGCUUAAAAACCUUAUAGAACUGCGAAAUGAAGUGGAAGAGUUACGGAAUAGCCUACAAAGUUUAGCAGGAGAUAUUGUUGGAGAAGUCAGAUCCCAUCUAGAAGAAAGCCAGAAGGUUAUUCGUCGAAGACGUUUUCCAUAUCCCAGAGAAAGGAGUGAUUCUACAGGAUCUAGCUCCAUAUAUUUCACAGCCAGCUCAGGAACAGUUAAUACAGAUGAUGGGGAAAGUGAAGGAGGGUACACCACAGCCAAUGCAGAAUCCGAUUAUGAUCGGGAGUCUGAUAAAGAGAGUGAGGAAGGAGAAGAUGAAAUCAGUUGUGAAACAGUGAGGAUGGCAAGGAAAGAUUCUUUGGAUCUUGUCAAUGAAGAUGAAACUGCCUUGACCAUGGACCCUGCUUCAGAAGAAGAACUUGGUCAGUUACUACAACAAGCAGAUAAUUUGCACCAAGGGAGUGACCAGGAGAAGAAAGAAGGAUUCCAACUGCUGCUUAACAAUAAACUAGUGUAUGGGGACAAGCAAGAUUUCCUUUGGCGUCUGGCCCGGGCAUAUAGCGAUAUGUGUGAAAUUACAGAAGAUGCAGAUGAGAAGAAGUCCUAUGCAUCUGAUGGCAAAGAAGAGGCAGAAACAGCUCUGCAGAUGGGAGAUCAAAGUGCUGAGUGUCACCAGUGGUAUGCUGUUCUGUGUGGUCAGUUCUCAGAGCAUGAAAGUAUACAAAAACGGAUUCAUGCAGGACACGAUUUCAAGAAACAUGUGGACAAAGCAAUCACUCUGAAACCAAAUGACCCCAAGUCUUAUUAUCUUUUGGGCCGAUGGUGUUACCAGGUCUCUCACCUGGGAUGGUUAGAAAGAAAAACUGCUUCUGCUUUGUAUGAAGAGCCCCCUACAGCCACUGUCCAAGAUGCACUGCAGAACUUUUUAAAGACUGAAGAGCUGAACUCAGGUUUUUCAAAGAUGGGAAGAGUAUACAUUGCAAAGUGUUACAGGGAGCUGGGGGAUGAUUCUGCAGCUGCUCACUGGCUGAGUAUGGCUUCAGAGCUGCCAGUUAUCACAAAAGAGGAUGCAGAAGGCGAAAGACAAAUAGUAGAGAUGCAAGCAGUGUCAGAAGACUAAGCAAGUUUAAUGUUCCCAUUCAUGUAAUAGUUACAAAUGAACAAAACAAAGGAUUUCACAGUCAUGAUCAUCCUCACUGGACUGGACCUUUUGAACAAGCCUAAGAAAACUAAAAUGAAAAACAAGUUGACUAGCAUUGCUUCAUGGAUAUUUUGAAGUCAUGUAUGUUCACCAAUCAAAUUCAUUAUUCCAAGAAAUAUUAAUUGAAUACUUAAUGCAAUUAUAUUGAAUCAACAUGUUUCAUAUGUUGAUCCCUAUCCAUAAAACAUUACAAUUAUUCUUCAAAAACAGGGGUUAUACCAAGGCCAUACUAGGGGUUAUACUAGUUGCCAUACUAGGGCCUAAACUGAGACAGGCUGAAUAUGUAUUACUCCUUGUAUGUAUCCCACUGAGGAUCAUUCAGUCUGAAUUCUAUUUGUUAGCCCCAACUAGAAUACACUAAAUACACUGACUCAAUGGGAACUUGGCAAGGUCAUGUUCAGUAGUUUUGUUCUAGUUGGGACUUAGAACAGAGGGCCUAAAUUCAAUUCUGGCUAUCCUGAACUGAACUAUACAAGUUAAAUUGAGAUAUGACUCCCCAUGCCCCAUCAAAUUAAUUUUAGAGCCCCCAGUGGCACAGUGGGUUAAAUCCUUGUGCCUAAAGACUGAAGACUGGAAGGUUGGGUUGCAGGUUCAAAUCUAACCUGGGGAGAGUGCAGAUGAGCUCCCUCUAUCAGCUCCAGCUCCCAAAAGGAUGGUAAAAACAUCAAAAAACAUCUGGGCAUCCCCGGGGCAUCGUCCUUGCAGACAGCCAAUUCUCUCACACCAGAAGCGACUUGCAGCUUCUCAAGUCGCUCCUGACAUGAAAAAAAUCAUAUUAAUUUUCCUUAACUAUUUGAAUACUGCAUUAAAACUAUUGGCUGGCUGUGUGUACACACCCACAUAUAUGUGGCUCAGGUAUCUGUGGUCAGCUCACAGUGGAAAAUGGGGAGAAUCUACUGUACAUGUUAGAUACCAUUCACUGUCUAUUGUUAUUUAAAACAGUUGAGCACUGUUGCUUUUGUGUGUGGUUAACAUCUAAGUGUGGAUUGGCAGCAUGACAUUAAGAGUAUAGUUUGCAGUAGACCAGCUAAAGUUCCACUUAACCUCUUAUAAAUACCUCUUACAACAUUUUUGUUUAACGCACAAACCUAACGGACUCUUUUGGGAUGUUAUGUUGCUUCUUGACCACACUGUGAAGGUAUCCUGCAUGAGCAGAAGAGCCUAACCCAAGGAACAUAUGUCAGAAAAAUAUCAACACCUUAACGCCUGGUGACCAAAUCACUUUUUUCAGUUUUAUAAAUGUUUUGAAAGAAACAGUAACACAACCAGAAGAAACAGAAUCAGUUUGAGAGAUUUAAAACAGGAAGAAUUUUCUAUCUCUGCUGGGUUUGCCAAUGUAUGGCAAAAUAGGUUUUUUUUAGUUGUCACUAAAAUGCAUUCCUUCUUUGCAGUCUAGAACAUUAAUUCUUGGCUGUAGAACAAGAUUAGGCCAUGAGGGUCUCCAGUAUGUCUGCAAUUAUUUUGAAAUUAGAAAAAAAAUCAUUUUUUUAGAAAAAAUAUUUCUAAGAAACAUGGAAGCAGAUUCACCAGGGAGAGGUGACCUGACAAUGGUCUUUAAGGGAAAAUACCUUUCUUGGACCUAAAAAACAUCACUGCCCCCUGGAAACCUGGUGAAUCUGCUCCCAGGAGGCCAGGGGUAUGUGCUCCUCCCAAAUUUUAUAUAUUUACCACUAUGUAUAUACUACAGUGAGUUAUACUACAGUGUAUACUACAUGGCAUGAGUGAAAUUACUCAUGCAAUGAAAUCAAAUUAGUCUUCAGUUUUAGCCUGCUGUAGACCCAACAAUCUUACUAGCUCCCAGGUGUGGUAUAAUUCUGUGUUCUGUAUAUCCUCUCCUUUUGCCAGCAACCCAAGUGAGGUUUCUCCAUAUUUUAAAGGCUAAAUUUUACAAGUACAUUGUGGCUGAGGUAUUAUAAGUUUUAAUGCAUACUGCCAUGUUUGACAUUUUUAUAAAAUGAUGUUAGCUUAUAAGAUGUGUAUUAUUCAUUCUCCUAAAUAUAACAUUAUACUAGGAUUGCUUUUUUUAACAAUUCCAAAAAUUAUGGCAGAGAAGGGAAACAAUACUUUUUAUCCAAAUGUUUUCUUUUUUCAUAUUUCUGUCCAAAACAUUUGAACUUUCACUUUGUCCUGGAUACAUGUCCAAGCUAACAAGCUUAUUCCAUGAAAACAAGUUUGGAUUUUUUUCCCCCUCACUGGGUUCACUUUAAAUUGCACUUGUGUUAAAACAGCAAAAGCAGAACUUUGGCCUCCACUAUAUUAAUGGAUUCUACAUUCAUAAAUUCAGCCAUCCAUGGCUUGAAAAUAUAUAUUUAAAAUAAAGGACAAAACAAACCUUGACUUUGCCAUUUUAUAUAAAGGACACUGUUUUACUAUGCCAUUAUAUAUAAUGGGACUUGAGCAUCCAUGGAUUUUUUAUAUCCAUUGCGGGGUCCUAGAACCAAACCUCAAUUCAUUGCAUGGCCAAAAGGUGUCUGCUAAAUGAACAUAUAUUAAUUCUUGUUUGGUCCCUUAAUAAAUCCUCCCUGCCUUGCUAAUGAUUUAUUAUAGACCAUGAGCCUCAACUCCUGCCAACCUAGCAGUUCGAAAACAUGCAAAUGUGAGUAGAUUAAUAGGUACUGCUCCAGCGGGAAGGUAACGGUGCUCCAUGCAGUCAUGCUGGCCACAUGACCUGGAGAUGUCUAUGGACAACGCCGGCUCUUCGGCUUAGAAAUGGAGAUGAGCACCAACCCCCAGAGUCAAUCACGACUGGACUUAAUGUCAGGGGAAACCUUUACCUUUACUAUGAGCCUCAAAGGUACUUCUGCGGGUGCCACUGUCAAUGGAAAAGAUGAUCUUUCCUACCCCAUCAGUCCCCCAUAUAUUUUAAUUAUUCUGAAGUACUGUGAAAAUAGUACAGGCCUGAUGCCUGUGCCAUUUCAGGGGCUUCAGGAGCAAAAGAAGAACAUCCCAUUGUGCUUUUACUUCAGUACAAGUGAAACAUUGGAUUUAAGCCUCAAAAUCACAGUCUUCAUUCCUCAUGCAAAACCUAUUCCUUCCUCAUUCAAAGCCUCAUGCAGAACUUAUUUGCUUCAACAAUGUUGAUAAAAGGGAAGAUUCCUCCAGUAUUGGGCCCUAUGGUACAUACUCAGUCUGUAUCAUAUUAUAGCAAGAUUUAGAGCAUCUUCAGUAUGAAAUCUCAGAAAAUCAGGGAGGGGCACCUUUCAGGGACAAUUCAACUCCCACAUCUCUUAGUUAAUCCUAGUAUAAUGCUAAUAGAAAACUUUUUAACGAAUCAAUUCAAUAUUUAGUGGAGAAUUUGCAAGAAGAAACCGGUGGAAUUUGACUCUGCUGUUAGCUAAUAGCCCACUUUUUAUCCAAAGAGUUCAUGACCAAAUCCAAGGACCUGUUCAUAAAGAAGUGGCUUGUUUAUUUAAAAGAAACUGACUAGCUUAACUAAUAUUUUCGUGCAAGUCUUCAAUAACUUUCAAGUUAUUGUUGUGUUGUGUGAUGGCUCUGUGUAAUUUAAAAAACAGGAUAUAAUUUUAACAGUUUCAUCAUUCCCAAAGAUGUUUUCUUCUUAUUUUGUGGGGUGUGGUGUGAGAGAUGAAGAUUUAAUAACUGACUAUAUCUUACAUUAUAUGUCCUUUUUCUGUUCUAAAGCAAGGUGUACAAUAGAUAUUGAAUUAUUGGUUUGAAUGGGCAUUUUACUGUUCCAGGGAUGAAAGUGCAUUUACACAUAUACAAAUGUAUAUCUUCUGACCAUUUUAGUGAAUUGAUCUCGAGGGUUUUAUAAUUACGCUUUUGGUGAACAUUUUGUGGGUUUUGUUGUUAAUAACACUUUUCAGCUCUGGAAUAAUCAAAACCAAACAAACUCUAACAACAACUACUGUAUUGAGAAAUGCUGCUUUGGCACAUGUUUAAAGAAAAGAACCAAACAUGGUGCUGGUGCAACUUCAUGUAAAAUUCACAAGCCCCAGGGCCUGUAACCUAAUCAGUAAUUCAGCUCUUGUCAAAAGAAUUGCAAAGCUCAGGUUGUUUAAAAAAAAAACACAAAUAAAGCCAAUUACAAAUAUUCCCCUUUGUUCCACAGCCUUCCCAUGGACCACAUGAAUGAAGCUCAUGGGCAGAUCAUGGGGAAAAAUUAAUUGCACUUCCCCAAACCCCCAAUAGCUAUGCUGGAAAUCAUAAUCUGAAAAAGUAGUAUUUUCACGAUCCCAUGCGCCUCCCCAAUGUGCAGAUGUCAUCUUGAGAGCUAAUCCCAUAUAUUGCUCCUCAGAAAACAUGUAUAUCUGGCAAAAUUGAAAACCUGUGAAACUGCUGGACCAAAUUUUGGCUCUUUGUGAGAAGUAGCAUUAGUUGUUAGCAAACCUCUCCAUUCUCCAGUUAUCAAGGAAACUGACAAGAUGCUUCCUGGAUGCCUUUGAAAUUAGUUUUUGCUCAUGGAAACAGAAGUUUGAUACUUUUAUAUAUGCGUGGGAGAACUGCACAACUUAAUAGACACUGACCAAACUAUUUUCUGUAGGUACUCAUUAAAAAGAAAGCUUUAAAAGUAUUUAAAAGAUACUGAUAAUUUUAACUAAGGCAGCAGUCCUAUCCCCACUUACCUACAAAGAUGUCUUAUUAAAACUUGGACUUAUUUCUGAGUAGAGAUACAAUACAUUGUGCUGUAACUACACAUUCUGGCACAUUUUAAUAUUCCAUGUAAAUUCUUAUAGAUGUGAAUCUAGAAUAAUACAGUAUUAGCAGUUGAAUACCGAUUAUUCAAAGUUUGUUUUCUAUGUGUGAAAUUCUGAAAUUGCACUGAGAAUUCCUUUAUUAAAAAUGUGAAUCUAUUUCUAUUAGCAUGGUAUGAGUGGAUGUUUGAAUCAAAUGAUGUUACUCAAACUAUGCUUCAGAAAAUAAGACUAAUUAAAAUGGCACCAAGGAUAUGAAAUUGGGAUCUUUCCCAUAACCUCACACAGUGUUUAAGGGCAGAGACAGGCAGCUCAUGACCCCCUGGCUCCAUGAUAUUCCAUUCAGUCUUGAACAUUUACAACAUUCCUGUUUUCACCUUAUCACCACCAUUAUCUCUAGGUGAAUUUCUAUAAGGGAACUAGAUGGGACUUUGUGAGGCUAGGAUAAAAGGCUUUGAGAUGGCUCCCAAGCUGUUAAUUACAUUCCUUAAUUUAAGGAACCGAAGGGGAUGUUUCUUUGAACUCCCUCCUACUUUGUUCUAAAGGUUCUUAUCCAAAAUAUUACAAUAUAAUAUAGUUAAUGGCAUAGCAUACUGUGCUGAAAACUCUAAAUAUUCUGAAAUUGCUUCAGAUGACCAAAGUGAAAGGUAGAUAAUAAAUCUGAAGUCAAGCAAGAAUAUUUAGGGGAAAGAUGUAGGUGUGUGUAAUAUAGUUGCACAAGUUCGGUUAACUGUGAAUCAAUGUCAAAAGCUUUCAUGAAUGCACUGCAGACCUCCCAGAGGGUGAGUAACUAGGCAUGUUAUGAAUGUGGUGGUGAGAUUAAUUUUCAGUAUCAUGCAGGGAACAAAAGAUGAUUAUAUUUCCCUACAAAAAUUCUUGGAUUGUGUAUUUUUAUUGUUUCUAAAAACCGAACUAAUAUAAGAAUUGUAAACUUACACAAAUGAUUUUAACUUGCUUUAUUCGAAAUAAAAGUGAAAAUACUCUCCAA